Molecule: messenger RNA, 1632 nt
Organism: Anopheles bellator
Lineage: Eukaryota; Metazoa; Arthropoda; Insecta; Diptera; Culicidae
Gene: Ubc2
Product: ubiquitin-conjugating enzyme E2 E1
Exons: 5
Coding region: 122-880 (252 amino acids)
Biological process (GO): protein polyubiquitination
Cellular component (GO): nucleus
Molecular function (GO): ubiquitin conjugating enzyme activity
Source: RefSeq, a predicted model, not a curated record
UGUUGUACGAGGCAGGAUGGGUGAUGAUAGCUCAUUCUGCGUUUGAUAUAGGAUUGCCUCAGCGUUACUUCCGCAAAUUUCGCCUGGGCUUUACCGAACAAAGAACAAUUGCUGAGUUUUAAUGGAAUUUUGCUACCUCAUUCAUCUUGUAUCACUAGUGCAAUUUUUAGAAAAAGAAGAAACGUACAGAAUGUCAACCAGUGCCGGGUCUAGCAGUACAGGCGGAGUAGGAGGCGGUGGUGGUGGCGGCGGAGGUAGUGGUUGCGGUUCUGCGGGCGGUGGAAGCGGCGGUAGUAGUGAUGGUGGUAGCAAUGCCGGUGGGCGCCGCAACGGCAACGGAAAUGGUAGUGGGACGGCGGCGGGAACGGAGACAACCAUUCCGAAGCCAGAAACGAAGGAAACAAAAUCGAAUCCAAAAAUAUCUAAAGCGCUCGGAACGUCGGCUAAACGAAUCCAGAAAGAGCUAGCUGAAAUAACGCUGGACCCACCGCCAAACUGUAGCGCCGGGCCGAAGGGUGAUAAUCUGUACGAAUGGGUCUCAACCAUUCUCGGGCCACCGGGCUCGGUGUACGAGGGGGGUGUCUUUUUCCUGGACAUACACUUUUCCCCGGAGUAUCCGUUCAAACCACCAAAAGUGACAUUCCGGACUAGGAUAUAUCACUGCAAUAUCAACAGCCAAGGUGUGAUUUGUCUGGACAUUCUCAAGGACAACUGGUCCCCGGCGCUGACCAUAUCGAAGGUGUUACUGUCCAUCUGUUCCCUGCUAACAGACUGCAAUCCUGCUGAUCCACUAGUAGGAAGUAUUGCGACCCAAUAUUUACAGAAUAGAGAAGAGCACGACCGGAUCGCCCGUUUGUGGACUAAAAGAUAUGCUACGUGAUUUCUCUGCCCGAGCUGCAUUGUAUAUUUUUUAUUUGAAUUCAAACCUAUUUAUAAAUUUAACCAUAACAACAAUUCAAAUCAACCCAAAAAACACAACUUCACACCAAUAAAUAGGUUGAUUGAUUUGUAAGAAGAGACAGAAUAACUAAUAACAACGCGCGCAGCAGCAAUAGAAAACGGACGACGUGUGGAAGGGCGAACACACAAAACUGGCGUCGCCAGUCAACAGAGGAAGGACGCAGCUAGCAGAUAUGCGGGAAGCAAAGAAUCGUAGAAAUAUGUAUUUAGUAAUAUUUUUCCAAUCGAUUCAACCAACAAUCACGCCAAGUAACUCAUAAACAGAAAAAGGAAUAGUUUAAGUCAAACUCUGAUCCGCAUCUAGCCACUCGCGAAACACACACUCGAUAAAAGAGGCAAUAGGGGCAACCACCAUCUUUAUAUUUAUUUCCUCUUGCAACAUGUUUGAAUUAUAUAGGACUCUAAUCAAACCACGCGCUGGUUCCGAUCAUUGUUCGUCAGUCGUAGGUUGUUAAUUCCAAAUCCGAAGGUGAAUAAAUGCCGAAAAAAGGCAUCCAGAAGUUAGACUCACCCCGAAACCAAUGGAAUACACGUAGGUGCGCGAAAUUAUAUCCUAGCAACCGCUGCUUUUGGAUGUCGUCAUGCGAACUCGAUUGACGUGUGGGUCUGACCUAAGCCGAAGAAGCAGUAGGUUCACAAAUAAACAAAGUGAGCUGAGUUUUUGAUCAUGGA